Molecule: messenger RNA, 876 nt
Organism: Camelus dromedarius (Arabian camel)
Lineage: Eukaryota; Metazoa; Chordata; Mammalia; Artiodactyla; Camelidae
Gene: IQCJ
Product: IQ motif containing J
Exons: 5
Coding region: 253-876 (207 amino acids)
Source: RefSeq, a predicted model, not a curated record
AUUACAGAGAAUUCAUUCCUGAGCUGGAGAGGUGCCAGAAGUUUCUCAUCUAGCUGUCUGUGGUCUGCCUUUUUCUUUCCCCUCUUUGAGGCUUUCUGAUGCCUAGAGUGAGCUCAACUGAAAGGUUUCCAGCCUCACACUCGCCUUGCAUUCCCCCACAGUCACACCGAGCUCUGGGAUUCUGAGGAAGACCGUGUGCCAGCAUCCUAUUCACAAUCUCCUUUUACCUGCAGGUGUUCCAGAAACUUCAAAAUGCGUCUGGAAGAACUGAAAAGAUUGCAGAACCCUUUAAAACAAGUUAAUGAUGGAAAAUAUUUACUUGAAAAUCACCCGCUGGCCACGGAUGUGGAGAAUAAUAUUGAAAAAUAUCAUCUCAAUCUACAGCCCUUGGAAUCAAAGGUGAAAAUCAUCCAGCGAGCAUGGCGCGAGUACCUGCAGCGACAGGAGCCCCUGGAGAAGAGGAGCCCGUCCCCGCCCUCCGUGACCUCAGACAAGCUGAGCAGCUCCGUCAGCAUGAACACCUUCUCAGACAGCAGCACACCGUUCGCUGAGACUUCUUUGAUGAAGAUCCAUUCUUACAUCUUUUGUUGGUCGCAGCCCCGUGAAAGGAAACUGACUCUACUCCACCUUGACGAGCCUGCCAGAUGCACUGGGUUCAUGUAUAUUCUCAAGGAACCCCAGAUAGAAGACUUGCUUUUACCCCUCUCUGAAGUAGACCUCAAGUUUGUGGAGGGGAUAAGGAAGACCCCUGGUCUCCCUUGGCUAAGCCUGUCACAAAGAGAUGAGCUUUCUCUAAUAAUCAGUGAGUGCAUUUGGAACUUCAGGGUUAAAAGCUUUCAGUCCAUGUCAAAUGUUCUCAAUAUGGUGUCUCCCUAG